CAAUCGAUUCGAGAGAGAGAGAGAGAGAGAGAGAGAGAGAAGCAAGAUACAUAUAGAGAGAGAAAACGAGAAAGAGUUAAGAAACUCAACCACAAAGGCACGAACGAAUUUCGUGAAUCAAAAUUCUCUCUCGAUUGAUACCCUCUUUGAAAAAAAGAAAAGAAAACUACUCUAGUUUAUUGUGCUUUUUACACACACGCACAAACAACUCGCAUAUAUGCAAUUUCCCACACACACACACACACAAACGUUUCUACGUUUCUUUCGAUAAACAAAAACAAAAAAAAUUACUAGUAAAAGAGAGAGAGAGAGAGAGAGAGAAUGGGAAGGAUUGGAGAGAGAAAGACUGUUCGUUCGUUUGUUCUUUGUUGUUUCUCUUUUAAAUCAAAAAUCGCAAUCUUUAAUUUAUUACUCCUCCUCCUACUCCUAUUACUAUCGUUAUUAUUCGCCAAAUCUCACCGCACAUCUCCCCCACAGAAGUCUUCUUCGCUAUUGGGAAAAAUUUAGAGAGAGAGAGAGAGAGAGAGAAAGUGUGCUUGUGCCAACAAGCGUGUAAAAGACUUCUACGGAGAGAACAAGCCAGAUUUCGUGCUCUCUCGUUUUCGUCGAUUCCGAUUCCCCGAUUUCCUGAUCCAGGAACCCUAGUUUUUCCGUGAAAUGUAGUGAUUGUGGAAUCGAUGAGCAAUUGAUCCGCUCGGAUGAUAGCUGCUUUGUAGAAUUUGAUCCCCCGAGCCCUAGGUUUUUGCUAUGGAGGAGGGCGGCAGCGGUGGUUUAUCCGAGGGGGAGAAGAUGCAGCCGACGCCGCCGCAGGCCGAGGGAGAGCACAGAGUGAAGAGGAAGAUGAAGACCGCUUCUCAGUUAGAGAUUCUCGAGAAAACUUUUGCUGUGGAGACGUAUCCAUCGGAGGCGCUGAGAGCAGAGCUAUCAGUGAAGCUAGGGCUUUCCGAUCGGCAACUACAGAUGUGGUUUUGCCACAGGAGAUUAAAAGAUAGGAAAACCCCGCCCAUGAAGAGGCCGAGGAAGGAGGAUGCUUCAUUAGCCGCGGGGGCGGCUGUGGGGUCGAGUAGUGGGGUUCGAGAGGAGAUGGUGGUGGGUGGGGACGCGGGGAAUAAUAACGAGCAUGGAUCCGGGUCGGGGUCGUUCGGACACGUGGAGUCUUAUCAGCAGCAGCGGGGGGUGGGUGCGCGUGGAGGAGCGGCUAUCGCACGGAUUGCAACGGAUAUAAUGCCAGCCGUGAAGAGGUACUACGAGCCGCCUCAGGCUUUAUCGGAGCUGCGAGCGAUUGCUUUCGUGGAGGCUCAGUUAGGGGAGCAUUUGAGGGAAGACGGGCCUAUUCUUGGAAUGGAGUUUGAUCCCUUGCCACCGGGAGCAUUUGGCGCACCCAUUGUGACAGUUGGACAGCAGAAACCAGCAUCACGGCCUUAUGAGCCCAAACUAUAUGAGCGUCCUGAUGCUAAACCAAUCAAGGGUGCUGUGAGGGCACUCCAUGAAUACCAGUUUCUGCCAGAACAGCCGUCUAUUAGAAAUGAUUCAUAUGAAAGAGCUGCUCCAUCUCACUACUUUGGUUCGCCAAAUGAUGUUCCAAUUGCCAGACAUGCAUUAUCUGCUGGUCGCUCAUUUAUGCAUGGCAAUGAGUUAUUACCAUCACCUUACGCUUUACAAAGUCAGCCGCCAAGUUUAACUCUUUUGCCUCAUCAAGGCCGGCAGGGCCAUAUCUUGCCUUCAACUUCAGGGGAGUAUGACAUUGUUUCGCAGAAAAACUCUCUCACAGAUAUUGCUACAGAUGCUCAACUAGGUGCUCACCCAAUUACUGGACUGGACAAUCCGUUUGUACCAUCAGACAUACAGGUCACCCCUGAGGAUGACAUUGCUCGGAUGGAGAGAAAGCGCAAGAGUGAAGAGGCAAGAAUAGCAAGGGAAGUUGAGGCCCAUGAGAAAAGGAUUCGAAAGGAGCUUGAGAAACAAGAUAUUUUGAGGCGAAAGAGAGAGGAACAAAUGAAGAAAGAAAUGGAGAGGCAGGAUCGUGAGAGGCGAAAGGAAGAAGAAAGGCUGCUGCGUGAAAAGCAGCGUGAAGAGGUAAGAUACCAGAGGGAACAAAGGCGUGAGAUGGAACGGCGAGAGAAGUUUUUGCAGAAAGAAUCUAUCAGAGCUGAAAAAAUGAGAUUAAAAGAAGAACAGCGUAGGGAGAAGGAAGCAGCGAGGCAAAAAGCUGCUAAUGAUAGGGCUACUGCUCGCAGAAUUGCCAAAGAAUCCAUGGAAGUUAUUGAGGAUGAAAGGUUGGAGCUAAUGGAGUUAGCAGCUUCAAGCCAGGGUUUGCCUUCAAUUGUGUCUCUUGACAGUCAAACUUUGCAGAAUCUUGAAUUAUUUAGAGAUAAGCUCACUGAAUUCCCAACCAAGUCUGUGCGCUUGAAAAGGCCUUUUGCAAUUCAACCAUGGACUGACUCUGAGGAGAACAUUGGGAAUCUUUUUAUGGUCUGGAGAUUUUUAAUGACUUUCGCUGAUGUACUGGGGCUUUGGCCCUUUACACUGGAUGAGUUUGUUCAAGCUUUUCAUGAUUAUGAUUCAAGGCUGUUAGGUGAGAUACAUGUAGCUCUUCUGCGAUCCAUAAUUAAAGACAUUGAAGAUGUAGCAAGGACUCCCUCCACUGUGCUGGGAGGAAAUCAAAAUACUGCUGGCAAUCCUGGAGGUGGGCAUCCACAGAUAGUUGAAGGGGCUUAUAAUUGGGGGUUUGAUAUACGCUGCUGGCAGCGCCACUUAAAUCCAUUGACCUGGCCUGAGAUAUUGCGGCAAUUUGCUUUAUCUGCUGGAUUUGGACCAAAACUAAAGAAAAGGAGUGCGGAACAAGCAUAUCUUCGUGAUGAAAAUGAGGGUGAUGAUGGUGAAGAUGUAAUUUCUAACUUACGCAAUGGAGCUGCAGCUGAAAAUGCUGUUGCCAAAAUGCAAGAAAGGGGUUUUUCAAAUCCAAGGAGAUCUAGGCAUCGCUUGACUCCUGGAACAGUCAAAUUUGCUGCAUUUCAUGUUCUUUCUCUUGAGGGAAGUGAAGGACUUAAUAUACUUGAAGUUGCAGACAAGAUUCAGAAAUCUGGUCUCCGAGACCUCACAACAAGCAAGACACCUGAAGCAUCUAUUGCUGCGGCUUUGUCAAGGGAUACAAAGCUUUUUGAAAGAACUGCUCCGUCAACCUAUUGUGUGCGAGAUCCCUAUAGGAAGGACCCCACUGAUGCUGAGGCAAUCCUUUCCGCAGCCAGGGAUAAAAUUCAGAUAUUUAAAAAUGGAUAUCUAAAUGGAGAUGAUGCAGAGGAUGUUGACCAUGAUGAUGUUGAAAGAGAUGAAGAUUCUGAAAGUGACGUAGCUGAGGAUCCAGAGGCUGAUUAUUUGGGUACUGAACUGAAGCCAAAUAAUGAAGCUCUUCCGUGUGAAGCAGACCGAUUCCUAGCAAAAAGCAGCCUUGGAGAUGGAAUGGACACCUCCCGUGAUGAGGGUUUGAGCAUUCCACUUGUUGGGCUUGACAAUUUGGCUGAUAGGUCCCCUUUGAUGCAGCCUGAAGGUUACAAUGUGGUAAAAAGCAGUAGUGCAUCUGUUGAUCGAUCUAUUGAUGUUGCUGGAAUCUGCAAUGAGGCAGCCAACCUUGAUCAAGAAGACGCUGUUAUUGAUGAGAGUAACUCUGGGGAACCAUGGGUUCAAGGCCUAGUGGAAGGCGAGUACUCAGAUCUGAGCGUUGAGGAACGGCUCAGUGCCCUUGUCGCUAUUGUUGGUAUCGCUAAUGAAGGAAACUCAAUUCGCGUUGUUCUAGAGGAACGAAUGGAAGCAGCAAAUGCUCUGAAGAAACAAAUGUGGGCAGAGGUGCAACUGGAUAAACGCCGAAUGAAAGAGGAUUUUGUGGUGAAGACGCAGUAUUCUGCUCACCUUAGUUACAAGGCUGAACCAAAUGUCCAGUUUUCUUCUGUAGAGGGCAGGCAAAGCCCAUUGCCUGCUGUUGAUGACAAAAAUGGUUUGGUGUCAAAUCCGGUAGUCCAAGAAAACAUUCAAGAUCGACUUGAUGCCACAAAUUAUUCUACUCCUAUAGCUACCGAGCGGAACUCUUCAAUACAAGAAUUCUCUGCUGGCACUGAUAAUCUUAUUUUCCUGACACCUGGAUAUGCUGCUGAAAGGUCACGGUCUCAGUUAAAAGCUUAUAUUGGUCAUAAGGCGGAAGAAAUGUAUGUGUACAGAUCCUUGCCUCUUGGGCAAGAUCGCAGACGGAACCGAUACUGGCAGUUCAUAACAUCUGCUUCUCAAAAUGAUCCUGCAUCUGGCAGGAUUUUUAUCGAGUUACGUGAUGGACGUUGGAGGCUUAUUGAUUCUGUAGAGGGAUUUGACGCUUUGUUUGAGUCAUUGGAUGUGCGUGGGCUAAGGGAAUCUCAUUUGCAUUCAAUGUUGCAAAAAAUAGAAUUAUCUUUCAAGGAAACACUUAGAAGGAGCUUGAUUUGUACAAGCACUGGAGGACUAACAGUUACAGAUGUCAAAAAAGAAGUUUCUGACAUGGCUUCUAACCCUGAUUCCAGUGCCAGCACUGAUAGUCCUACAAGUACCAUAUGUGUUUCAAAUUCUGAUGUGACAGAAUCCUCGUCGUCUUUCGCAAUUGGGCUUGGAAGGAAUGAAACAGAGAAAAAGGAUGCCUUGAAGAGAUAUAUAGAUUUAGAAAAGUGGAUGUGGGAAGAAUGCCUCAAUUCUUCAGUAUUAUGUGCUAUUAAGUAUGGGAAGAAAAGAUGCAAACAGCUGCUAGGCAUUUGUAACUACUGCCAUGAUAUGGACGUUUUUGAGAAUAAUUAUUGUCCUUCUUGCCAUAUGGCUUUUGAAACUUCCGCCAGUGAAUUAAAAUUUUCUGAGACUCAAUGUGGAAAGAAAUAUAAGGGCGAUGGAUGGACUUUGCGGCGUCUGGACUCAUCUCCUACCUCAAGGAUUAGAUUACUCAAAGUAUUAUUAGCAUUGAUAGAGGUUUGUAUUCCAGCUGAAGCGCUUCAACCUGCUUGGUCUGAGGGCUAUCGAAAAUCUUGGGGUAUAAAGCUGCACAACUCAUCGUCAGCAGAGGACCUUCUUCAGAUUAUGACUUUGUUAGAAGGUUUCAUACAGAAGGACUUUUUGUCUUCGAAUUUCGAGACUACUGAUGAAUUAUUGGGUUCUUGUAUUCAAACUGAAUCUGCUGCUAAUAUUUCCCCCAACGCUGAAAUGGUUUCUGUGCUUCCUUGGCUACCCCAAACAUCAUCUGCUGUUGCACUAAGGCUCAUGGAACUUGAUGCAUCGAUUUUUUAUACGUUGCAACAAAGACUGGAUUCUCAGAAGGACAAAGGAGCAGGGAACUUCAUUACAAUCCCAUCGAAGUUUUCUCUUCCGAACAAUAUCCCAGAGUACGAUCUGGCAGAAGCUCCCCAUGAUCCUGAAAAUCUGCUGCAAGAGCCUUGGAUUGACCAAGGGACUAUCCACUCCAUUUCAGGACGGGGCCGUGGCAGCCGUGGCCGAGGCCGUGGCCGUACACGUGGUGGGAGAUCUCAAAGAAGAGCAGUCAUUAAUUCCAGAUCUGAGGCCGCCCAGAGAAGCACCACGACAAAUACUUCUAGAUUUGGACAGUUGCUGGGGUGGAAAGGGCGGUCCCGUGGACGAGGACGUAAGCGGAGUCGUCGAACAGCCAGGAGUAGGCAAAAACCGGUUAAGAGAGUGGUGGAUAUUGGCAGCAGCGAGAGAGAUCAACAGAAGGAGAGUUUCUUUGAGAAUACAGUGACGAGGAGUUCGGAUCUGCAGUGGAAUAGGGAAGAAACUAUGGGCAUUCAAGUGGAGGCCGCGGAAGAGGCUAGCAGCAGUUCUGAUAGGUCAGAUUAUGAUGACUACAAUGGUCUAGCUGCGGGGGAUGAAUAUGAUGACGAUUUACUUGCGGGUGACUAUACUGGUGUGUUUAAUGGCCAGCCCGAGCGUUUAAUAGAGGGUGUUGAUUAUAACGUAGAUGUUGAGGAAGACGAUGACGAUCGGCCCGAAGAGGGAGAUGAUGUGGAUGUAGAUGAUGUUGAUGAUCAAGAGGAAGAUGAUAGCGAGGAAGAUGGACAAGAGGAUAUCGAUGUUGAGAGAUAUAUUAAUGGCGAUUCAGACGAAGAAGGGAAUAGAGAUGGCGGAGAACAAAUUGGCAACCCGGAUGAUGCUACAGAGUCAUCUUCGGAUUACAGUGAGUAAUAUCUCUUGCAGAAUACUUUACUGAUGUACAACAGAUGAUGGUAUGAUUAGCUUUUGUAUUCUUUUAGCUAGAACUUGUAGCACUGGGUUUGCUAUAUUUACAGAGAGAUUUACUGCGCGGAGGAGCCAUUGUAUUGUGGUAGGAGUGUACUGUCGAGAUAGUGGCUACCGUGUUAAACUUAAAGCUGAUCAUCAAAAUGUAAAAAUAACAUUUUAGGGUAAUAUAUGUUUGGUCAAUUUCCUCUGUA
Rhododendron vialii is the source of this 6449-nucleotide messenger RNA. RefSeq names its product homeobox-DDT domain protein RLT2. The record is from RefSeq and is a predicted model, not a curated record. The transcript is spliced from 18 exons. Gene Ontology annotation, biological process: regulation of transcription by RNA polymerase II. Bases 748 to 6201 code for a protein of 1817 amino acids. Lineage: Eukaryota; Viridiplantae; Streptophyta; Magnoliopsida; Ericales; Ericaceae. Gene Ontology annotation, molecular function: DNA binding.